This is a messenger RNA of Trichophyton rubrum CBS 118892, 1266 nucleotides long. Its product is annotated as RNA binding protein. The annotation marks the transcript as partial. Gene Ontology annotation, molecular function: RNA binding. Lineage: Eukaryota; Fungi; Ascomycota; Eurotiomycetes; Onygenales; Arthrodermataceae. The transcript is spliced from 3 exons. The record is from RefSeq and is a predicted model, not a curated record.
AUGAAGGCUCCAAAGGUUAAAUCCGCUGCAAAGGAGGACAAGGUCCUUACCAAGGUCAAGGAGGGUGGUGUGAAGAAGUCUACCAUGAAGUCGAAGGUUCCUGCAGAGGUUGUCGCUAAGAAGGUUGAGAAGUUGAAGAAGAAGGCUCCUACUCCGUCUGAGAGCUCUGAGUCUGAGAGCUCCGAGAGCUCCGACAGCUCUGAGGAGAGUGAGGAGGAGGAGGAGAAGGCUGCUCCUGUCAAGAAUGGUGCUGCUGCUGCUGACUCUUCGUCUGAAUCAUCUGACUCCGAUGAGUCCGAAUCCGAGGACGAGAAGCCAGUCAAGAAUGGCGCCAAGGUCGCCAAUGACGAGAAGGCCGAUAGUGAGAGUGAGAGCGAGAGCGAGAGUGACGAGGAGGACAGCGAGGACUCUGAUGACGAGGAAGAGGUAAAGAAGGCCCCUAAGGAGACCAAGGCCGCCGUCAAGAAGGACGAGGUCUCUGAAUCUGAGGACUCCGAUGACUCCGAGGAGUCUGAGUCUGAUGAGCCUGCCAAGGCAAAGAAGGAUGAUGACGAAGAGGAUGAGGAAGAGGAAGAUUCUGACGACUCUGACUCCAGCGAGGAGGAAGAGGAGAAAGAGGCUGAGAAGCCACAGAAGAAGCGCAAGGCCGAGGAAGAAGCCGAGCCUGUUGCUAAGAAGGCCAAGGUUGACGUUCCUGAGGGUGCCUCUGCCAACCUCUUUGUCGGUAACUUGUCGUGGAAUGUCGAUGAGGAGUGGCUCCGCUCUGAGUUCGAGGAGUUCGGUGAGCUUGCUGGCACUCGCAUUGUCACUGACCGCGAAUCUGGCCGAUCCAGAGGAUUCGGAUAUGUCGAAUUUGUCAAUGUUGAGGACGCCGUCAAGGCUCAUGCAGCUAAGAAGGACGUCGAGCUCGACGGCCGCAAGAUGAACCUCGACUACGCCAAUGCCCGUGCCAACGGCAACGCAAACCCACGCGAGCGUGCUGACAACCGUGCCAAGUCCUUCGGCGACCAGACCAGCCCCGAGAGUGACACCUUGUUCAUCGGCAACAUCUCCUUCUCCGCCGAUGAGAACAUGGUCCAGGAGCUCUUCUCUAAGUAUGGAAUGAUCCAGGGCAUCCGUCUGCCCACUGACCCUGAGUCUGGCCGCCCCAAGGGCUUCGGCUACGUCCAGUUCUCCUCCGUCGACGAGGCUCGCGCUGCCUUGAGGCCGAGCAGGGUGCUUACCUUGUGGCGUUCCGUCCGUCUUGAUUUCAGCACCCCCAGCAGC